Messenger RNA from Hypomesus transpacificus, 1681 nucleotides. RefSeq names its product bolA family member 1 (gene bola1). Lineage: Eukaryota; Metazoa; Chordata; Actinopteri; Osmeriformes; Osmeridae. The record is from RefSeq and is a predicted model, not a curated record. The transcript has 2 exons. The coding region runs from base 100 to 552 and encodes 150 amino acids. Gene Ontology annotation, cellular component: mitochondrion.
ACAACACUGAAUGAGAAAAAGAAGGACUUGUAGUUCUUGCUCUACUCGUAAAGAAAAGAUUCAGAACAGAGGACAAGCCAUUCAACUAGGUUGACCCCGAUGCUGUCAACUGUUAUCCGCAGUGCUCGUCACAUUUCGACCACCUCUACCUUUACGAGGACUUUAGCCCACUUCAAACCCCACAUGGACGUAAACCCCAACCGUCCUGUCGAAAGGACAAUACGAACCAAGCUCACCCAGGCUCUUGAGCCUGCACACUUAGAAGUUCACAAUGAAAGCCACAUGCACGCCGUGCCCUCUGGCUCCGAGUCCCAUUUCAGAGUCCUUGUGGUCAGUCCACGCUUUGAUGGCCUCUCCUUAAUACAGCGCCACCGCUUGGUCAACGAAGCUCUAAGUGAGGAACUCCGAACCUGUGUCCAUGCUCUGGCUAUCCAAGCUAAGACCCCUCAGCAGUGGGGCAGCAACCCCAGUCUGGCCAAGAGCCCUCCCUGCAUGGGAGGCUCAAGGGGGGAUCACACAGUCGAGGAGAAACUCAAGACUGGGCAGGAGUGAGCUCAAUGGGCCCUGGCAGGGCACUCCAAACUGGACUGAAUGAAUUUAAAAGUGAAGUGUCCAUUUUACAUUUAAUAAAUGGCUAAUGUGAUCAGUUAAUACCCCGUUGUUAAAUGAAUAUUUUUUCCUGAGUGAAAUCAUAGUCUGACUAACCACAACCACACGUCUGCAAAGUGGUCAUAAUAAUCUUUGAAAAGGGGAUGUUUUCAAAGAUGGUUAGCAAUUAAAGUACAGUUGUUUUUGAGCUAACAUAAGUUCUCCUUUGUCUAAUUAUAAAUAUUGCAUAUUUUAAAAGUGUAACUGAACUCCAAAAUUGUUAAUUUUUCAUUUUACCAGAAAGCAUCUUUUGAGAAUAUAGUACAGGUGCAUCUCAAUAAAUAUGAAUAUCAUCAAAAAGUUGAUUUUAUUUCAGUAAUUUGAUUAAAAAAGGGAAACUCCUAUAUUAUAUAUAUUCAUUACACACAGACUGAUAUAUUUCAAGUGCUUAUUUCUUUUAAUUUCGAUGAUUAAAACUGACAGUUAAUGAAAACCCAUAAUUCAGUAUCUCAGAAAAUUAGAAUUUUACUCAAGACCAGUUAAAAAAAAUCUAGCACAGGGAUACCAUGGCCCUUAAACCAGGUACUGGUACCUUUGGCAGUGUGUGCAGGUGCCAAGUCCUGCUGGAAAAUGACAUCUGCAUCUCCAUUAAGCUAGUCAGCAGAGGGAAGCAUGAAGUGCUCUAAAACUUUCUGGUAGACGGCUGUGCUGACCUUGGACCUGAGAAAACACAGUACCAGUACCUGGUUUAAGGACCAUGGUAUCCCUGUGCUUGAUUGGCCAGCAAACUCGCAUGACCUAAACCCCAUAGAGAAUCUAUGGGGUAUUGUGAAGAGGAAGAUGCGAGACACCAGACCCAACAACGCAGAAGAGCUGAAGGCCGCUAUCAGAGCAACCUGGGCUUUCACAACACCUCAGCAGUGCCACAGACUGAUCGCCUCCAUGCCACGCCGCAUUGCUGCAGUCAUACGUGCCAAAGGAGCCCCGACCAAGUAUUGAGUGUUGUACAGGUUCAUACUUUUCAGUAGUCCAACAUUUCUGUGUUAAAAAUCUCUUUUUUAUUGGUCUUAAGUAUUUAUUUAUUUUUCUGAGG